Anopheles merus is the source of this 2600-nucleotide messenger RNA. RefSeq names its product phosphatidylinositol 4,5-bisphosphate 5-phosphatase A. Lineage: Eukaryota; Metazoa; Arthropoda; Insecta; Diptera; Culicidae. Gene Ontology annotation, molecular function: phosphatidylinositol-4,5-bisphosphate 5-phosphatase activity. Gene Ontology annotation, cellular component: ruffle; plasma membrane; cytoplasm. Bases 714 to 2354 code for a protein of 546 amino acids. The record is from RefSeq and is a predicted model, not a curated record. The transcript has 9 exons. Gene Ontology annotation, biological process: phosphatidylinositol dephosphorylation.
CGUAAUGCGUUUAUGACCGUGCGUUGAAAUGCGCUGGACACGGCGGUUAAGUACAUCGCGGUCAAUUUUUGUGAACGUUUUACGACGGAUCCGCACGGUGGUGUGUGUCGUACAGCAAAGAGGCAAAACGCAACCGUACCCCAUCCACACCGCAAGUGAUAAUUAUUUGAUAACGAACGAAUCGCGGUUCGCCGACUGUUCGCGGUCUGCGGCGAUAAGAUAAUGCUGCUCGACUAGAAGAGUUUGUACGAGAUUUAUCCUUCUCUCGUCUCUGGUCGGUAGAGUUGCGGGUGUUUUACUUGCUCAGUGUGUUGCUUCUUUCAGAACGAUUCGUUUGCCGAGAUCGAUUACCUCGCGGUCGGAAAAAAACCCCAUUCAGAAAUUGUGUUAACCAUUUAGCAUUCAUUUAUUUAUGGUUUCAGUGGUCAGUCCCGUCGCUGCAGUUGGUGGCGUGAGUGUGGUGGUGAUUGCUGCUGUGUUUUAAAUCGUCUGGAUGACAACAUACGAAAGCCGAGCAGUUGUGCAGUGAAUGUUUGCGCUUGUUCGGUAGUGGAAUGAAGUGGUGAUAAAACUACAGGGAAACGGUUCCGCACAACGGUUGGGCAUUACUCCGACAGGGCGCAGCAACGGCAUCGACGGCAGCAAGCAGUGGUCCCUCCAGGGCGGCAACCAAUCGACCAAUCGAGCGGAAGGACUCAUCGAACGGCUCCAGCAUGAGUCACUGUGAUAACAACUGGAAUGUAAAAAUCUACAUCGUGACCUGGAACGUCAGUACAAAGUUCCCGGAAAACAUCUCCCUCAAUAAGCUGCUUGGGCUGGAGAAUCGGCCCGAACAGGACUCGCAUCUGCCGGACUUUUUUGUGAUCGGACUUCAGGAAGUGAAUGCGCAGCCUCAGAACACCCUGUACAACCUGUUCAAGGAUGAUCUGUGGACGCAAAAGUUCAAGGAGGUGCUGAAGGAGCGCGACUACGUUGUGAUCAAGACGGAGCAGAUGCAGGGUUUGCUGCUGUCGGUGUUUGCCCGCCGGAAACAUCUGCUCCAUCUGCGACAGGUGGAGACGGAGUACACCCGGACGGGACUGGGUGGUAUAUGGGGUAACAAGGGCGCGGUAAGCAUACGCAUGAACGUGUACGGCAGCUCGAUCUGUCUGGUGAACGCACACCUUGCCGCACACGAUCACAUGCUGGAGGAGCGCAUCAACGACUACGAGCGGAUCGUGCAGGAGCAGAAGUUCCACGUCAAGGCAAAGGAAACCAUCUUCGAUCAUGACUACGUGUUCUGGUUUGGGGAUCUAAACUUCCGACUAACGGGCGAAGCGACCACGUCCGCCGACGAGAUCCGUGCGAUGGUGGCACGGGACGAGCUGAAGCAGCUGAUCGAGAAGGACCAGCUGCUGCUAGUGCGACGGGAGGGGCGUGCGUUCGCCCAGCUCCAGGAACGGCUGCCACAGUUCCCGCCAACGUUCAAGUUCGAGCACGGUAGCAACGAGUACGAUAUGAAACGAAGGCCUGCCUGGACGGAUCGGAUACUGUACGCGGUGAACGAGAACAACUAUCGCAACGUGCGCCUCACCGCCGAACAAACGUCCUACAAGAGCCAUCCCAGCUACAGUAUUAGCGAUCACAAACCGGUCACUAGUGAAUUCACGCUCAAGUGCUCGGUCGAGGGUAGUCGGGAUGAGAACGGCAAUACGCAGUACGCUACCACCGCUACUAGCCGGAAGCUUAAGACGAUACGGCGCAAGAAACGGCAUCCCGUCGCGCUGCACACUGCCCGAACGGCGGAUGCGAGGGUGAAUCGAAAGCCACAGUACAGUGGGGAACACUUCCGGAAGCAGCAUAACAACCGGCUCAGCUACAAGCUGGCCAUGGCUAACAAUACGGACGUGCAUUCGUUCGACGAUCUCGUAACGGAUCUGAUUGAUUACGGGCAGGUGUACGAGGACACGACCGAGCGCACCGUCAGCUUCAAGCCGAUCGAGCUGUGGCUGGUCGGCGAACCGAACACGAUCGAGUACGUCAUCCCGAACGGGUUCGAGGAGGGCAACGCCGACUGGAUCGGAAUUUAUCGGGAGAACUUUACUAGUCUGAGCGAGUACCUGGCGUACGAGUACACGGAAACGUACAAGGACAAGCAGCACCAGCUGAACGAGCAGCAGCUGCAGCACAUGCAGAACACGCGCACGGUGCAGCUGACGUUCUCGGAGAACGUGAGCCUGCCGCUCGGGACGCGCUACCAGCUGCUCUACUUCCAGAGCACCGGUACGCGCGGUGUGACCGGGCUGGUCGGCAUCAGUCCCGCGUUCGGCGUCGAGAAGCGGUGCCCAUCGCCCUCGUUUGAUGAGAUCGAUUGAUCGCGACCGAAACGGUACUAGGCUGGGCGGCGGCUGGUACUACCAGCCAGCCCUUAGCCCGGUUUCGUCGGCGCCAGCGCACUUUUUCCGCCAGAACAAGCAAACCCCGGCACCCCGGUUCGGUUUGAUUAGCGUUUCCCCGUGCAUGAAAGGGAUGCCGAUAACUGUCGCGGGUGGUUUUAGAAAGUAAUGUUAGAUUACACUGUGACACUUGGCAAACAGAUGCCAAAACAAAACAAAACAAAG